CCCAGUCAGACAAAGUCUCAUUCAACUUCCAUCUCUCUCCUGCUAUCGGCUGCGCCGUUCAGUAGACCUUCUUUUGCCUUACUCUUUUUAACGUAUUAUCGCUCCCACUUCACCCACUGGUCGAGACGGUCAUUGUCAACAUAUAUUUCAGCCGACUUAAAUAUGAACGCACCAUCCAGCUAUGAUCCUGCGCCUAUCUACGACAGCAUAGAUAUUGACAUGGCUGUCAAAGUCCUGUCGCAGACAGCUUUCAGUCCCUUCUUUACGUGUUUCAUACCCAUAUUUUAUGUCUUUCAAGGUUAUGAGUUCUCAGAUCCAGUUGUACUCGUUCCAUCCAUAUAUUGCGCAGUUGUUUCUGCUUUCUGGCUCUUGAAGUGGAUUUCACUGUUGUACCGCAAUCAAGGUAGCCUUUUCUUCAAGCCUGAUCCCUUAGAUUGGAGCGAACAGAUUGUAGUCGUCACUGGAGGCGCUUCGGGGGUAGGAGAACUGUUAGCAAACACACUUGCUGUCCGCAACGUCACGGUAGUUGUGCUUGACAUCAAACCGAUAGUAACUGAAAACUACAAUAUCGCUUAUUACCAAUGUGACGUUUCGAAGUGGGAGGAAGUCGAGGCCGUUUCGAAGAAGAUCAUCGACGAGAUCGGUCAACCCACUAUGCUCGUCAACAACGCCGGUGUUGUGCAAGGAAAACUCAUUAUUGAUCUCAAACCAGAGGAUGUAUACCAGACAUUUGGCGUGAAUACCCUGGCCCAUUUCUGGACCUUGAAGGCGUUCUUACCGGGAAUGAUAAAAAACAAAACUGGUCAUAUUGUGACGAUGUCAUCGGUCAUGGGCUUCGCUGGUAGCGUCCAGAUGGCCGAUUAUAGCGCAUCAAAGGCGGCUCUGAUGACCAUGAACGAGUCUUUGCGCUACGAGCUUGACAAAGUGUAUGAUGCGCCAGGAAUCCGUACCACCAUCGUUUGUCCAGGACACAUCUUAACGCCCCUGUUCUCCACCAUCCAACUCCCAACCAACCCCUUCUUCAAGUUCCUCGCACCAUCCAUCGCGCCAGUAACAGUGGUAAAGUCUAUCAUCACUGCACUUGACGCACAGCAGUCCCGAACUAUAUAUCUGCCGUUUUACACGAAUUUUUCACCGGUGUUGAAGAUGAUACCCAGUUACCUCAGGGAUAUUUGCCAGAAGUUCUCUGGAGCUGAUCAUUCGAUGAGGGAUUUUAAAAAGGUGACAGCACGCAGGACGGAUGAGGGAGAACUUCCCCAUGCUAAUGGGAAACACUGAGGGUCGGUAGAAGCACUGUGUCAAAGCUGUUAGUGUCACUGC
Molecule: messenger RNA, 1320 nt
Organism: Suillus clintonianus
Lineage: Eukaryota; Fungi; Basidiomycota; Agaricomycetes; Boletales; Suillaceae
Product: retinal short-chain dehydrogenase reductase
Exons: 11
Coding region: 163-1278 (371 amino acids)
Molecular function (GO): oxidoreductase activity, acting on the CH-OH group of donors, NAD or NADP as acceptor
Source: RefSeq, a predicted model, not a curated record